AUACACAUAAGUAUCUACGUUUCACGCUAUAUAACAUUUAAAGACAUCAAAGUGGACGUAUUAUUUUCCCUAUCAUUCUGAUGAAGGCUUCGUGACUGCUUAUCGACUUGUAGGCCUAUAGGCAAUGAUAGGUAUAAACAUUUUCAUCUUUUCUUGGUGAUCGACUGGUCCCACUUUUUGAAGCAGUGCGGAAUAUGAUUUUCUACUAAUAAAGCGACUACCUUUCUGAUUUUCCUGUAAUUCGGCAUAUAUGCAUUUUACCAUCAGCUGAUCUCGAUCUUCUUCAAGCAGAGUUUAUUUCAAAGGAAUACACAAAACUAUCGAAGGCUAAUAGUAAUAAAAUGGACAGAAAAAGAUGGCGACCAAACUCAAGAAUGUUCUUUGCCUUCAUGUGCUUUUGGUGUGUGACUUGCAUGGAUUCUUUACGUAUUAACCCUAGCGUCGCCAUCACGGCGAUGGCUGUUUCCAAUCACGCAAAAGAAAAUGUAUCACGUGGUCCAAACAACUCUACGCAUGCGUGUAUCAAUGAUGGAAUCACAGAAGAUGCGGAUGAUACGGAUAUCAAGCCUGAAUUCAUAUGGAGCAGUCGGACACAAGAGCUUCUUCUUUCCGCGUUCUUCAUCGGGCUACCCAUAACCCAACUCCCAGGCGGCUGGCUCGCCGAUAGAGUUGGCGGGAAAUGGGUAGUCAUGAUUGGAGGUGUAGUGACUGCUGUAAUGAACAUGCUCGUUCCUGUAGCAGCCAGGACAGGAGCUGGGUAUUUCUUUGGAGUGAGGCUGUUGGCUGGACUAGCUGAGGGCACCGUUGUUCCUGCUAUGUUCACGUUACUCGGAAAAUGGUCAACAGUCGAUACCAACACAAGAAUAUCAUCAUUCGCUCUAGCUGGUGCUCCAUUCGGAUUGGCUGUAGGUCAAACUCUAUCUGGUUUGAUAUGCUCAACCCCCUGGCUUGGAUGGCCGUUCUCAUUCUAUAUCUUAGGUUCAAACGCCCUUGUUUGGGCAAUAUGUUGGGGGCUCUUCAUCAAAGAAAAACCUGAUGAAGAUACACCGGCUUCGAGUGAAGAUGUAUCUCACAAUGAUGACCUACAACAAACACAGGAAAAUAAUUCGAAGAAGAAAUCCUACCCAAUAUUCAAAGUUCUGACGUCACUUCCUGUGUAUGCCUUAAUCAUCCUGCGAUUUUCAAUCCAUGGUUGGGUUGUGGGAACUCUGCUCACCAACCUACCUAUCUUCAUGAAGUACAUCCUAGGAUUCAAAGUGAGAGAGGUUGGACUUUUGGCCUCUGUUCCCUACAUCUGCCAAAUGAUUACGUGUAUAAUUACGUCACAGAUAUCAGACUUUCUCAUUGGUCGAGGCAUCAGUGUGACGAAGGUUCGAAAGACAUCAGCAAGCAUUGGUGCCAUACUGAUAGCUGGGUCACUUAUACCGGUUGCUUUUCUCGUAUGUAACCGGUAUUUCGGCAUGGCACUGGUGAUCAUCGCAACCAUAGGAACCGGUGUGGCGUAUCCGUCGGUUUUUUCAAAUACGGUUGAUUUGGCGCCCCGGUCAACGGGUACUCUAUAUGGAAUAUCAAAUACCAUUGGGAUAUCCGCGAGUUUUAUAUCACCGUUGAUAACCGGAAUACUAAUUGUCGACCAGUAUGAUCCUGUAAGUUGGAGGUAUGUGUUUUACAUCGCUUCAGCAAUCGCAGCUUUUUCCGCUAUUUUUUUCCAUACGUUUGGAUCGGGAGAAGAUCAGAAAUGGGUCAAAGACGACGAGACAGAGGAAGUCGAGAAUGCCAAGGAAAUUGAUUUUUAUUCGAACCAUGGUUAUGACAAUGGGCAAGAUUUUGACAAAUGAACUUUUUUUAAUUGAGUUGGUCAACGGAUUUGUCGGGGCACGCUGCAGUGUUCUCUCUUACAAUGACUUACAAAGGUUUUUUUUUUUAUUGUUAUUGAUUUUGGAAAGCUAGCAACCUCGAUCAUGUGGAGAAUUCGGAUAUAAUACAAAAUCCCAUGCGGUAUGAACUUGAAAUAUAUAAUUAUCAUUCAUUAAGUAAUACUAUAAAUAAGUUCUCUAUAAGUUUAACAUUUACAUGUUUUUAGGCAGUGAACAUCACAUAAUGACGUUUUUUUGGAGGUUGGAUGAUAUUUGAAUCCUGAUGACGAUCAAAGUAUACUGGUCGAAACUUUUCAUUAAUUCCAACUUAAAUGUAUCUACAAGGUGUACUUUGAGGGCUGUUAUUUCAAUAACAUUGUAACCUUUAUGAAUGUCUUAAUGUGAAUAAUGCUUAGACUUUGGAAAUAUAUGUUAAUGAACUGAAAUAGAAAUUGAUUUUUUUUUAAUGAAGCUUAUCUCCGAUACUAAAUGAAAUGUGCAUUUCGUGCGAAUCAUGGGUAAACUUCUUUGGACUUUAAUCGAAUAACAGACAGACAAAAUAACACGAUGCCUUAUAUCAGCUCGAAGAAAGUCAACAACAAUAAAACAAAAAGAGAAAGAUUGUUAAUUAAUUCAUUUAUUCAGGUAUUUUUAAUAUACCUAUUAUCAAAAACAUACAGAGGUAACAAACAAAUUUGUGGAUAAUAUCAUGGCAUAAACACUGAAAUAUACAAGUACAUAAAAGUUUAUAA
Molecule: messenger RNA, 2608 nt
Organism: Lytechinus pictus (painted urchin)
Lineage: Eukaryota; Metazoa; Echinodermata; Echinoidea; Temnopleuroida; Toxopneustidae
Product: sialin-like
Exons: 11
Coding region: 342-1838 (498 amino acids)
Biological process (GO): monoatomic anion transport; transmembrane transport
Cellular component (GO): membrane
Molecular function (GO): transmembrane transporter activity
Source: RefSeq, a predicted model, not a curated record